Messenger RNA from Dama dama (fallow deer), 734 nucleotides. It is a transcript of the gene REX1BD, whose product is annotated as required for excision 1-B domain containing. The coding region runs from base 45 to 587 and encodes 180 amino acids. The transcript has 5 exons. NCBI's taxonomy places the organism in Eukaryota, Metazoa, Chordata, Mammalia, Artiodactyla, Cervidae. The record is from RefSeq and is a predicted model, not a curated record.
CAUCGCAGCAACCUGAUCCCGGGCGGGGCCAGAGCUGCGCAGUCAUGAUCACAGCGGAGGCCGCAUCAGAGUCCACUGUCCCUGCGGUGCCCGGUGAUACGGCCGCCACUGGAGUCCCAGAACGCGAGGAGCUGGUGUGGCCCUGGAAAGAUGCUCCGAUCCGGGCGCUGGUGCAGCGCAUCCACCAGCUGCAAGCUGAGCGCGCGCAGGCCUUCCGCCGGCUGGAGGAAGGCCACCGCCAGUACCUGAGCAGCGGCCCGCCCUACGACUUCCCGCGCUACCGGAGCACCGUACACGAGGUGACCCAGGUCUUCGCCGCCGCCUCGAGAGAGGUGCUGGCGGUGGAGGCCGAGCUAGCCGGACCCCGAGCGCAGCCGCUGCUCGCGAGUCACGUGCGUAGCCUGCAGCAGCUGGAGGAGACGCGACUGACCACGGUGGCCCUGCUGCAGCUGAUGGGGACACCAGAGCUGACUGGGCAGGACGACAGCCUGCAGAUGCACCAGCUGAAGAUGAAGGUAAUUAAAACCAUGGAAGCGAUCAGUGAGGUUCUCCAGGACCUCAGGUUUGAUGCGGAAUCUGCCGAGUGAUGGUGGCUCCGCAGGGACAAGAGAGAUGGAAAAUGGGGCAUAUGGAGCCCUGCUCUGACCACCAGCUGGCUGGGGUCACACCCCACCGGACCACUGACCCUCCCUGAGUUCACUUCACCUCUCAUAAUAAAGAACCUUCUGUCUGCA